AAAACAAGAGUUAUAUUAAUUUACAAAUGGAAAACAUAAAGAAAAAAUAAGAUUUUUCAAGGAGAGCGUAAGAUGAGUUUAUCCAUUUACUUUUCAUUAUAUAAUGGAAGAGAUGGUAGUUUAAUGUCCGGCGCAACUAAUGAGAAACUUCUCUUGUUACGAAAAGCCCGUAACUACCAUAACUGAAACCGCCAAAAAACUACGUGAACACCCAGAACUCAUCAAGCUUAACAACCAGUUAGCAAAUAUCACCCGCUCAUCCCAAUACAACGAUGCACUUCAUCUGUUCGACAAAAUUCGUUCACCUCUCUACCAGCACCUCAAACCAGACCAGUAUACGCUCUCCAUAACGCUCACUGCUUGUGCCAAUAUACCUAACAUCAAAUUUGGCGACAAGCUCCACGCCCACGCCAUUAAGUCCGGCCUCAGAAGCUUCCUUCAUGUUGCAAAUCCGCUCCUUUCUCUGUACGCGAAAGCGAAAGACAUUGUCUCUGUCAAGUGGGUUUUUGAUGAAAUUGAGAACCCAGAUGUGUAUUCUUAUACGACGCUGUUAUCAUCCAGUACCAAGAUGGGGCAUGUGGAUUAUGCCUGUGAGGUAUUUGAUAAAAUGCCCAAUAGGGAUCUGGCAGUGUGGAAUGCAAUAAUUACAGGGUGCAUGGAAAGUGGGAACGAAGAGAUUGGAUUUAGUUUGUUCAAAGAUAUGUGUAGAUUUGGUGUGAGGCAUGAUAAUUAUAGUUUUGCUAAAGUUCUAAGUGGGUGUGACUUGGCCAUGGUGGAUUUCGGGAUGCAGGUGCAUUCAUUAGUGAUUAAAACUGGAUAUAUGAUCAGAACUUCUGUUGUUAAUGCUUUGAUUACUAUGUAUUUUAAAAGUGAAAAUAUUCUGGAUGCUUAUUUGGUGUUCGCAGAAACAGAAUAUUUAGCGCAUGAUCAGAUUACUUACAAUGUGAUGAUUGAUGGAUUGUUGAGUAUGGGGAAAUUUGAAGAAGCCUUGAUAAUGUUUAGAAAAAUGCUAGAGACUUGUCUUAGGCCUACAGAAUUGACUUUUCUGAGUUUCAUGAGCUCAAUUUUAUAUACAGAAGUUGGGCAUCAAAUUCAUGUCCAAGCCAUCAAAAUGGGUUUUGAAGGUCGUACUUCUUUCAGUAAUGCAACUAUAAGUAUGUAUUCAAGAUGUGGGGAUCUAAGUGCAGCUUACAUGGUUUUCAAGCAACUGGAAAGGAAGGAUCUUGUUUCAUGGAAUACAAUGAUUUCCAGCUAUGCUCAAGUAAAUUUGUCUAAUUCAGCAAUUUCGACCUAUCUGGAAAUGCAGAGAAUAGGAAUGGAACCUGAUGAGUUUACUUUUGGAAGCUUAUUGACUAGCUCAGAGCUUACAGAAACUGUUGAGAUGAUUCAUGCCGUUUUAUUAAGAAACAGUCUGAUUUCAAAUAUACAAAUUUCAAACGCUUUGGUUUCUGCAUAUUCCAAGCAUGGGAAUAUGAAGCAGGCCUAUCAAAUAUUCUGUGACGUGACUUACAGAAAUUUGAUCUCCUGGAAUGCAAUUAUUUCUGGUUUCUUGUCAAAUGGGCUGCCUAUCCAAGGUUUAGAGCGAUUCUCAGAGCUGCUCAUGUUGGAAUUCAGGCCGAAUGAGUAUACUCUCAGUAUUAUUCUAAGUAUUUGUGCUGGCAUUUCAGCUUUGAGACUAGGGAAACAGGUUCAUGGUUAUAUUUUGAGCUUAGGAUUCAGUUCAAAAGCUUCUCUAAGUAAUGCCCUUAUUACAAUGUAUGCCAAAUGUGGACUUAUAGAUUGGUCUUCAAAGGUAUUCAAUGCAAUGACUACAAGAGAUUUAGUUUCAUGGAAUGCCUUAAUAUCAGCUUGUGCGCAGAAUGGGAAAGGAAGCGAAGCUGUGUACUGGUUUGAGUCAAUGCUAUACCCAUGUGGGGUAAAACCAGAUGAUGCAACCUUUAAAAUCAUUCUUUCCGCAUGCAGUCAUGCUGGCUUGGUCGAUGAUGGCAUUCGGAUUUUCAACUCAAUGACUGAUAAGUAUGGUGUUGUUCCGGGAGUCGAUCACUUUUCUUGCAUUGUUGACCUUUUAGGCCGUGCUGGGUAUUUCGAUGAAGUUGAAAGAAUAAUAAAAAGUGAGCAUUUUGAAGCUCAUCCCAACAUCUGGUGGACAUUGUUAAGUGCUUGUGCAGCUCAUGGUAAUUUAAAGCUCGGAAGAUUAGUUGCUGGAUUUCUUCUUGAAAUAGAACAUGAUAAGCCUUCAGUUUAUGUUCUUUUAUCAAAUAUGUAUGCAGCUGCCGGUCAAUGGGAAGAAGCAGCUAAGCUAAGGCACUUGAUGGAUAACACUAGGGCAAUGAAGCAAACUGGGUACAGUUGGAUCAGUCCAUAAAUAUUUGGAAAUCCUCAUUUCUGGAGUUUCAGAGGUUUGGAUAAAACAAAAUUAACAGUCUAAUCCAAUAGCAGUUUAUAGUUGAUGCUUAAUUAUUCAUAUCAGUGGAAAUAGAGUACAUGAUGAAGU
Messenger RNA from Jatropha curcas, 2494 nucleotides. Its product is annotated as Tetratricopeptide repeat (TPR)-like superfamily protein. Gene Ontology annotation, molecular function: protein binding; RNA binding. Gene Ontology annotation, biological process: RNA modification. Lineage: Eukaryota; Viridiplantae; Streptophyta; Magnoliopsida; Malpighiales; Euphorbiaceae. The record is from RefSeq and is a predicted model, not a curated record.